Molecule: messenger RNA, 4269 nt
Organism: Closterium sp. NIES-67
Lineage: Eukaryota; Viridiplantae; Streptophyta; Zygnematophyceae; Desmidiales; Closteriaceae
Source: the annotation of a GenBank genome assembly
CCUUUGACGAGUCUGUCUCAUUCUACACCCGCUUUCCUCACUGAGGUCUCCCGGUUACCCCACUCCCUUGGUAGCUCCUGCUCUCCUCCCUCCCCAUCCUAACCCGUCUGGUGUGUCUCACGUUACUCUUCUUCCGUCGGUUGCUCCGGCAGAGGAGUCGGUUGACCCUAGGGGCCCUGCAGCUCAGGGUCCGCCGCUUGUCUCCGCCCCAAUGUCUCCUCCAUCGCCACCAUCGCACGUUCUCACCCUAUGUUUCUCCGUUGUCACGUGUCUCAUGCUCCUCUUCUCCCGUCGUCUCCUCAGUCUUCCCUUGUGAUCUCUGCGCCUCCUCUCUCUCACUAUCUCCGUGCUGCUAGUCCUCUUGUUCCUUGGGUCCUCGCCUCUCUUGUCACCGACCCAUCCGUUCCUGUCUCUAGACUUGACGCUCUUGUCGCUGUUGUCGCUGACUUUUACUCUACCCGCUGCCUUGACUACGUCACUGCUCCGGUCUCUAACCCUGUCUGUCCUCCGUCUGUCGAGGGUGUUAGUAUUAAGGACGGAGUCUAGGUGUGCUUAGGAGCUAGAAUUACUCAAAAUAUAAAUCCGAAAUUCUGGACAGAAAAGUCGUCUCCACAAGAAACGUCGUCGACAAAAAACUAGUCGUUGGAAUGUCGCGAAACUCGGAUAUGUUGUAGCUCGUAAUCUCGGAUACCAUUCCCAAUUCGAAUCACAUCGAUUAAUUGAGUAUUCGAGACGCUAUGUCUUUCGACGCAUAGGGGGGUAUGCUGUAGGAGAAGAGCUUAACUCAAUCUCAAAAGUUCAAUCAAGGUUCAAGAAUCUCACAAGGAAUUGGAGGAGCAAGAGAAAGGUUUUGAAGGGAAGAGAGGGAUGAGAGAGAAGGUCCCAAGAGAGUCCCCAACCAAGGAAACCCCAUAAGCACAAAGAUUCCCUCCCUAUAGGAACCCCAACUUUGACCUUUGUCCCUUCCCAACCAAUCCAACCAAGUUGGCCACCCUUGCCAACCUAGCUUGGUUGUUCCCAACCAAUUUGCAGCUCCUACAGUAGAGUGACAAAUUUUCCCAACCCCAAAGGUCCCAAAUCCAUAUUGAGUCACCCCACAACUUCACUUCGUAACUGCCGCAAUUGUAACGCAAGCUCAUGAACUUUGAAUCUUCAUAGCUUUCGCGUUCUUGCUCCGAUUGAAGGGAUUCUCGUUGCGUCGGAAAGAUCUUCUCAAGAUCUAUCAUCACAAAAUACCUGCUCAAACAAAAUAACACAAAACACAUUCCCAAACUCCAGAAAACACCAUACACAAAUUCUUGCACACGUUCAAAUCACACAUGCAAGUUGAAAACAUGGGAUGGGAGGCAGACAGAAUGUGAUAGCAUAUGAUGACAUCACACAACAGAGGGUGCACCUGCUUUUGGCAGUGACGUAUUAGAGGACAGACAGUACGAGCUAGCUUUCCUGUCCGAGGCCGCUCCUCAUCUCUGCUCCAUGCUACUAGUCCUUGAGGGUGACCCAGACGCACUUGACAUCUCGACCCCUCGCACAUACGCUGAGGCGACCUCGGGACCCUGGGCCUCUCAGUGGAUACUUGCUAUGGACGCGGAGAUGGCAUCUUGGAGAUCCACUGGCCCCUACGUCGAUGCAGUUCCCCCACCUGGGGCGAACGUAGUCGAUGACCGGUGGCUCUUCAAGGUGAAGCGCCCUCGUGGAGAGCCGCGUGUAUUCAAGGCGCGCUACAUUACUAGAGGCUUCAGUCAGCGCGAGGGUGUUGACUUGUUUCAGACCUUCGCCCCGACCUUGAAGAUGACUACUCUUCGGGCGCUUCUUCACAUAGCAGUAUAGCGCGACUACGAGCUGCACUCUCUCGACUUCUCCACAACGUUUCUACAGGGCAGUCUGCACGAGCAGGUUUAUCUGCACUGUCCGCCAGGCUUCACUGCCACCUUCGCCCCUGGGACCGAGUGGCUCCUCCGGCAUCCGGUUUACGGCAUGCGGCAGGCGCCCCAUGAGUGGCAUGACACGCUGCGUGCUACGCUAGCUGACCUACAGUUCUUCCCGUCCUCUGCCGACCCUUCGCUCUUCGAUCGCUUAGGCCAGAAUCCGUUCUACAUCCUUGUCUACGUAGAUGACCUGGUCUUCGCUACUGCAGACACAGACGCACUGGCCUUCAUGAAGGCUGAGCUGCUGAGGAGAGACACCUUCACUGACCUACGAGAACUACGCCGCUGCCUUGGCCUGCAGAUUUCCCGGGACAGAGUAGCGCACACCAUCACUCUCACAUAGUCACACUUGGUGCACCAGAUCCUUUAGAGGUUCGGUCUUCAGUUCUCCUCCGCACAGCCUACACCUCUGCUAGUAGAUCCCAGGCUAUCGACUCCAGUCCUUGACGAGUUGGUAGAGCCUAGUGGUCCAUACGCUGAGCUGGUGGGUUGCCUCAUGUACCUGAUGAUCUGCACUCGUCCAGAUCUCACAUACCCUCUCAGUAUCCUUGCUCGCUUUGUGGUGAUAGGCAGACACCGACCACAACACUGGUCGGCCUCUAAGAGAGUUUUGCGUUAUCCGGCAAGUACAUCGGGCAUGGGGCUAGUGCUAGGAGGACGCAUGCCGGUGGUCCUUCGUGGACGGACGAUGCUGAGUCGCUCUGCUCCUCCCACGGCUACUGCUGUAGCCUUGGUGCAGGCGCUAUCUUGUGGAGGUCCACCCGCUUGUCGUCUGUUGCACAGUCUAGCUGUGAGGCUGAGAUCUACGCUGGUGCCAUGGCGGCACUAAAGCUCCGCUGGCUGAAGUUCUUGCUCACUGACUUAGGUUAGUGGCCUAGCUCUGCCCGGUCCUGUAUGUUGACAACAGGGCCAUGAUCCUCCUGUGUUAGGAGCCUUAUCUGGAGUGCAGAGCGAAGCACAUCUAGCUGCGGUACUUCCUCCUGCACGAGCUACAGCAGCGCCCCAGGCCCGCAUAGUACACUUGGUCUCCGGUGCCAACACAGCUGAUAUCUUUAUUAAGGCGCUUGCGCCUAAAGAUCAUCAGCGGCACUGUGUACAGCUUGGUCUAGUUCUAGUAGCUCCUCACUUAGUAGGACCCUGACUGUGUACGACUAUUUUUUUAUUCUCUUAACUAGCCUUGUGGCUUUUGUUCCAGUUCCAGACUAGUAAUGCCGCCCUGGGUUGCUCUUGUCAAGUUUGUACUCUUAUGACUGGUCUUUAGACCCUUGCCUCAGAGGUUGGACUAGUAUUGCCGCCCCUGAGCUGUGUGUCUCUUGCUAGGCACUGCCCCUUGUCUAGCCUUGGGGGUGUGUCAACAUAUAUUCAUAUGUUGUUAUAGGCUAGAUAGGUGCGUGCUCAUAGAGAGUACAACACACUAGCAUAAAACCACCUUGUAUGCUCGUUUUGUAUUCAAUCCGUUAUUCUAAGACCACAUACAUUUUGUGUUGGUGCAACCCUAUGGCUUGCACUCGGCUUGUCGUCCUUGUUUGUGUGUGUGCAUGCAUGGCAUGGAAUGAAUUCUGAGUCUAUGUCAUUGCUAUCCAAUGCUUGUGUGUGUGUUUGAAUGGUGUAUCACAAUGUGGUUUGUGUCGGUCAAGACAUUAGCGGGUUUUUACAACUCGCAUGUCAAGUCGUCGUUUGUGUGUCGCAUGUGUUUUUUCUACUUUGUCGAGUGUGAAGUGUCCAUCGUGUCGCAGGUGUGUGCAGCAAGCCCCCAUCAACUCAAGAAGAAUUUAUUUUGCAGAUCCAAGACCAAGAGCUCAAGAUUUCAAGCCCAAGGGACGCGGAUAAAUAUUAAAUAGUGAAAAUAGUAACGCUACUUCGUGUAGUGUUACAUUUCACUCGGUGUAGCCCCUUGGAGGGUUGGUUUCGAGACUCUUCGUGGUUGGGGACUCUGUGGUGGUGUAACACCAACCAGGACCUCGGCUCUUGGGGUAUGUAGAGGCUGGGAACCAUCUCCCUCUCGAAUUCUUCUUCCUAAGUUUUUUGUACUCCUAAGACUAUAGUGGCUGCUGUACCUCCUACCAGUCAAACCGCCAUAGCGUCGUCAAAUCUUCAUGGAAUUUCAUGAUUCAACUUGCUGCUGAUAGACGACAGCAACGCGCUUCAUUUCCAAUUUGUAGAUUACCGUUUAAGUCAGCGAGAAGAUCGUUAUCAAUAUUUGAAGCCGUCUGACGGAAAUCCGACUGUGCUCUCUAUCUCUCAUUAUAGGCACAUCUGAGCCUAUUGUGACAAUAACAAGUGGUAUCAGAGCUCCUUGGAGCCGUAUCGACCAUGCCUAGGCCUGAGGAAGAGGGUGGCA